CGGCCGCUUCAGCCAACCAGAGCCGUACGAGCGCCAGCAGCCGGCCGCCCCGGCCAAUCGGAAUGAGCCGGCGUGAGGGUGGGGGGUUGGGCUGCAGGUGGCGGCGGCUUCCCAGGGUCACGUGAGUGGAGCAGCGGCGAGCACCCAGGAGCGGACGAGCAUGGAGCUGAAACUGUGGUUGGUGCUGGUGCUGGUGUUUGGUGCAGCUGUGAUCCGUGCUGAAGAUGAAGACGACUUGGUUGAGGAUGAGGAUGAUGAGAGCCCAGUGGAGAGCGAGUCUGAGCCCAGCACUCCACCCGCUCCUAAGGUCACUUACAAGGCCCCUGUUCCAAUUGGACGAGCACAUUUUGCGGAAUCAUUUGAUAAAGGCACUCUAGAAGGCUGGGUCCGAUCCAAAGCCAAAAAAGAAGACACUGAUGAAGAUAUUGCAAAAUAUGAUGGGAAAUGGGAAGUAGAAGAAAUGAAAGACACCAAACUCGAGGGAGAUAAAGGACUCGUUCUCAAAACUCGUGCGAAGCAUCAUGCCAUAGCAUCUUCUUUGGACCACCCGUUUAUCUUUGACGAUAAGCCACUAUUUCUUCAGUAUGAAGUGAAUUUUCAGAAUGGAAUUGAAUGUGGUGGAGCAUACAUCAAAUUAUUGACAAAAACUAAAGACAUGAUUCUGGAGAAGUUUUAUGACAAGACCCCGUAUACCAUUAUGUUUGGUCCAGACAAGUGUGGUGAAGAUUACAAACUCCACUUCAUCAUCAGGCACAAGAACCCCAAAACGGGCGAGGUUGAGGAGAAGCAUGCCAAACGUCCUGAUGUGGACCUCAAAAGCUACUACACAGAUAAGAAGACCCAUCUCUACACCCUGGUGGUCAACCCUGACAAUUCAUUUCAGGUUCUGAUUGACCAAACGGUGGUGAACAGUGGCAACCUGCUGCAGGAUAUGACUCCAGCGAUUAACCCACCGAAAGAGAUCGAAGAUCCUGAUGAUCAGAAACCAGAAGACUGGGACGAGAGAUCAAAAAUAUCCGAUCCUGACGCUGUCAAACCCGAUGACUGGGAUGAAGAUGCUCCUGCCAAGAUCCCAGAUGACGGUGCGGUGAAACCCGAAGGCUGGCUGGAUGACGAGCCUGAGUACAUUGCAGAUCCUGACGCUGAGAAACCCGAGGACUGGGAUGAAGAGAUGGACGGCGAAUGGGAAGCUCCUCAAGUUGCCAACUCAAAGUGCGACUCUGCUCCUGGGUGUGGAGCCUGGAAAUUGCCGAUGAUUGAUAACCCGGACUACAAGGGGAAAUGGAAAGCCCUAAUGAUUGACAACCCUGACUACCAGGGUGCCUGGAAACCAAAGAAGAUUGCUAAUCCAAACUACUUUGAAGAUCUGCAUCCGUUCAAGAUGGCCACAUUCAGUGCUGUUGGCUUGGAGCUCUGGUCAAUGACGUCUGACAUCUUCUUUGACAACUUUAUCAUCUGCUCCGACAAGGCAGUGGUUGACCAGUGGGCCUAUGACAGCUGGGGGCUGAAGAAAUCUGCGGAGGGUUCUGCUGAGUCGGGGGUGGUUGGACAGCUGAUGUCGGCCGCUGAGGAGCGCCCAUGGCUCUGGGUUGUCUACAUCCUGAUCAUUGCACUGCCCGUCUUCCUGGUCAUUGUGUUCUGCUGCACUGGAAAGAAAGACACUGCUGCAGAGUACAAAAAGACGGAUGCUCCGCAACCUGACGUAAAGGAUGAGGAGGGAGAGGAGAAGGAAGAGCAGAAGGAGGCAGAAGAGAAAAAUGAGGCAGAUGAUGAGAAGAUGACUGAAGAAAAGCAGAAGAGUGAUAUGGAGGAAGCUCCGGGAAAUGCGAGCCAGGAAGAGGAGGAGGAGGAUGAUGAUGAUGAUGAAGAUGAGGAGGAGGAGGAGGAGGAGAAGAAAGUGACGAGGGAGAAGCCAAGUGCUGAGCAAACUGAUGAAAAAGUGGACAGUGCCAAUCUAGAGCCACAGAAUGAUUGAGAUGUUGUGUCAUACAUCGUUUGGACAUGACUUGGGACUUCAAAGGCAAGACCAUCAUUUCUGGGACUUGAGCUGAACUUUUUACAGGAUUUCAUAAGACCCACUGCGUGCAACAGUAAAUAAAAGCCCUAUCCCAUACUG
This is a messenger RNA of Leucoraja erinaceus (little skate), 2116 nucleotides long. RefSeq names its product calnexin (gene canx). Gene Ontology annotation, biological process: protein folding. NCBI's taxonomy places the organism in Eukaryota, Metazoa, Chordata, Chondrichthyes, Rajiformes, Rajidae. The transcript has 15 exons. Gene Ontology annotation, molecular function: calcium ion binding. The record is from RefSeq and is a predicted model, not a curated record. Bases 161 to 1975 code for a protein of 604 amino acids. Gene Ontology annotation, cellular component: endoplasmic reticulum; endoplasmic reticulum membrane.